AUGAGCGAAAACAAUCUCUUUGUUUCAGAAGAUGAAGAAAUGCCCCCUGUGUCAGACCACGAGCAGGAGCCGGCACAACCCCAGCCCACGGGCCCUGAGCCUGAGGACGACGAUGAUCCCAUCAUUCGUAGCAUUCCAUUGGUCCACGGCUCGCUCCCAAAUAGACAGCUGCAAUCGCUCCAUGUUCUCCAGUUUGCGGGGAGACCGAAGGCGCAAAACUUUGCUGCCGGUGGCUUGAAGGCGUUGGUGAAGCCCGGCUCCAAAGUGGUGCAGUUGCAAACGCCGAUGAACACCGAGAAAUUCUAUAACUUGGGCCGUGCGCUGGAGCUCGGAGGGCAUGUAGAAAACCUGGCGCUCCAGGGCGUUCUUACCGAGACGAACGGCGGGCUCUAUGCGGGCAGAAUCAUUGACCAGGACGGCGAGCAGAAAUUCGUGUUGAUUCCGCUCGAUUCCACGGCCCAGCUCCGGCCGCUGUUCAAAUACAUAGACGACUUGGACAGCGCCCGGUACCAGCAGGUGCGGCAGGAGAACUCCGCGGCUGAUCCGCAGAAACUGAGCGCCGUGCAAGUUCUCCAGACAGCCUCCAAGCCGGGAAGUAAUCCGAGUGCCGAGGGCCAGCUCAAUGGCGGCGUGGGAUCGUGCUUGCGUCACGUGAAACGCUUCAAUGAGGAGGAGUGGCUGAGUCUCAGCUGGUUCGGUGGGCAGGACAGCUCCACAGAACACAUCACACGCGCAAUAAGCAAUCCGCAGGCCGACAAAUUGGAGGCCUCGACAGUACUUGACGAGUUUCUUUGA
Metschnikowia bicuspidata var. bicuspidata NRRL YB-4993 is the source of this 795-nucleotide messenger RNA. Its product is annotated as DNA-directed RNA polymerase III subunit. The transcript has a single exon. Gene Ontology annotation, cellular component: nucleus; RNA polymerase III complex. The record is from RefSeq and is a predicted model, not a curated record. The coding region runs from base 1 to 795 and encodes 264 amino acids. Gene Ontology annotation, biological process: DNA-templated transcription. Lineage: Eukaryota; Fungi; Ascomycota; Pichiomycetes; Serinales; Metschnikowiaceae.